Molecule: messenger RNA, 3365 nt
Organism: Arachis ipaensis
Lineage: Eukaryota; Viridiplantae; Streptophyta; Magnoliopsida; Fabales; Fabaceae
Product: disease resistance protein RML1B-like
Biological process (GO): defense response; signal transduction
Molecular function (GO): ADP binding
Source: RefSeq, a predicted model, not a curated record
AAAUCACUGUGUUGAAGAUCCCACCGCUGUCUAGAGUCAAUUCCUAGUUUUCAAUGGCUUCUUCUUCUUUUUUAUUGGAUGCUCCCAGCAUCAAACAUGAUGUCUUCAUCAGCUUUAGAGGAGAAGACAUCCGCACUUCUUUUCUUAGCCAUUUGAGAAAAGAAUUGCAUCGUAACCAUAUCGAUUUCUUCGUAGACGAUGAGAAACUGCACCCUGGAGAUGACAUUUCAUCCACGCUUAUUCAAGCCAUUGAAGAGUCUUCUAUUUCUUUGGUCAUCUUUUCGGAAAACUAUGCUGCUUCAACUUGGUCCUUGAAUGAACUCGAGAAAGUAAUUCAAUGCAUGAAACGAGAUAAAAGGAUUGUGAUACCUGUUUUCUACAACGUUGUUCCCUCUGAUGUGCGGCAUCAGAAUAAUUCCUUUAAGGAGGCUUUUGAUAAACACCAACACAGAUUGAAGGGAAAUAUGAUGAAGGUGCAAAGUUGGAGAUUGGCUUUAAAGGAAGCUUCUAAUUUAUCUGGAUUUCAUUAUCCAUCAAAAUAUCCGGAUGAAUCUAAAUUCAUUGAAGAAAUUGUGAAUGAUAUUUCAGAAAAAUUGUCAUAUAUUUUUUCAAUAGAAUCCAAAGGUCUUGUUGGAAUUGAUGAUAGUUUUACAUGUAUUGAAUCAUUAUUGGAAAUUGAAUCGAGCGAGGUCCGAAUCAUAGGAAUUUGGGGGAUGGGAGGAAUAGGUAAAACUACUAUUGCUGAAUUCUUAUUUGAUAAAUAUUCUUCCCAGUAUGAAGGAAGUUGUAUGUUGAAAAAUGUAAGAGAAGAAUCACAAAAGUUUGGUGUGCCUUAUUUAUGUGAGAAACUUAUUUCUGAGUUAUUAGCCGGAGAAAGUCUUGUUUUGAAAGGAUCAUCCAAAGCAAGAUCCGCUUUUAUCAAGAGAAAGUUGAGUCGAAAAAAAGUUUUCAUAGUGCUUGAUGAUAUGGAUACAUUAGAACAGUUUGAACAUCUUGCUACACAAUGGUUGGGACCAGGUAGUAGGAUCAUUGUAACUACUAGAGACAAGCAUGUCCUUAGAAAAGUUCAUGGAAUAUAUGAGCUCCAGGGCUUGAGUUUUGAAAAUUCCCUUAAGCUUUUUUGCUUGAAUGCUUUUGACAAAGUCUAUUCUGAAGCUGGAUAUGAAGAGGUUUCUAAAAUGGCAGUCAAUUAUGCAAAAGGUGUUCCAUUGGCUUUAAAAGUCUUGGGAUCUUUUUUAUAUUCCAAAACCAUAGAAGAAUGGGAAAGUGCUUUGGGAAAACUCAAGAUUUAUCCUAAUAAAGACAUUUUUAAUGUCUUAAAAUUGAGUUAUGAUGGGCUAGAUGAUUUAGAGAAGGACAUAUUCCUUGACCUUGCAUUUUUUUUCAAAGGAGAAGAUAAGGAUGUUGUCGUAUCAUUUCUAGAUUCCUGUGGUCUUUUUCCUGCUAUUGGUAUAGGCAACCUUUCACGUAAAGCUCUCAUAACUAUUUCAAAUUGUAAUACAAUAGAAAUGCAUGAUUUGAUAGAGCAAAUGGGUCGAGAAAUAGUUCGUCAAGAAUCAAUUAAAUACCCAGGAAGACGUAGCCGCUUAAGUAACCAUAAGGAUGUCUACAAUGUACUGAAUAAUAAUAAGGGAACAGACUCUAUUGAAGGCAUUAUGUUGGACUUGUCUCAAAUUACAAGAGAUCUACAUUUAGAUGGUGACACUUUCAAAAAGAUGCCUAAUAUAAGGAUUCUCAAAUUUUAUGAUUCCCGGAGGCAUGAAACAUCAGCGAAUGUGUGCGUUUCUUCAACUCUCGAGUCAUUUCCAAAUGAACUAAGAUACUUGGAGUGGAGUGGCUGCCCUAUGAAGUCUCUUCCGUCAACUUUUUGUGCUGAGAAGCUUGUCACUCUUUCUAUGCCAGAUAGCCAACUUUCUAAACUUUGGGAUGGAGUUCAGGAUCUUGUAAAUUUAAAGAAGAUUAACCUUAGUGGAUGCAAGCAGCUGGUGGAGCUUCCAGAUUUUACUCGGGCAUUAAACCUUGAAAAAGUAUACCUCAAUAAAUGUGUAAGCUUGUGUGAACUUCAUCCAUCCAUUUUAUCCACCCACAAGCUCGAAACCUUGAGUGUUAGAGGUUGCAAAGCACUAAAGAGUCUUGAAAACAAGAUCCAUUUUAAAUCUCUUCAAAAACUCGAUGUUAGUGGCUGCUCAAGCUUGAAGGAAUUUUCAGUGUCAUCAGAGGAAUUAACGAGUUUGAAUUUAUAUGGGACAAUAAUCGAAAUGUUGCAAUCAUCAAUUGGUCGUCUCAACAAACUCGUAAAGUUUCAUCUCACUAAUAUGAGACUUGAAACUCUUCCAGACGAACUGUGUCUCUUAGGAUCCCUUGAGGAACUGAAUCUUGAAGGAUGCAAACAGUUGAUUGAACUCCCUUACAAUUUGAAAGCCUUAUCACAGUUACAGGAUGUCAACUUAAUUGACUGCUGCAGCCUUGGAUCUUUACCAGAGCUUCCACCAUCUAUUAUACAUUUAUCUGCCACAAACUGCACAUCGCUGGAGAAAGUAUUCAACGCAAAGACAGUGUUCAGUUUAAAUCUAAUAUCUAUCUCAUUUGAAAACUGCGAGAGGCUCGAUGAGAAUUCAUUUGUAGAAUAUGUGCAUCAUACAAUGAUGGGAGUAGCAAUCAGAGACUUGUCGAAUGGGAUGCUGCAAAAUAAAUAUAGCGAUCCAUACUCUGGUGAUAAUAAUUGGGACCCUAUAUAUCACACUAAAUCCAACGGCCAGGUUUUUUAUCCCGGAAGCGAGGUUCCAUCAUGGUUCAAAUAUCAGACAAGGGAGAGUUCGGUAACCGUUGACCUUGAUGCGGAUGAACCUUAUAUCCAUACGCUGGUGGGGUUCAUUUUGUGCUGUGUUGUUUAUCAUAUUCCUUCUCAAAGAGGAGUUCCUCCUAUUGGUCCUGUUCGUUCUGCAAAAUGGCCUCCCAGAUUCAGAUGUAAAUCCAGUUUAUCUGAUAGUCAACAGUUUGCCAAAACGAGUAGAUGGAGCUCAAACCAUGUUUGUAUAUGGUUUGAAGUUAGUCAUCACCAUCGAUUGCGUGAUAAGAAUGUUACAUUUAAAUUCGAAGCUGAAUCUUUUAUGAUAGCUUAUGUGGAAGGAAGGCCACGGUAUGAGCCGUUGCGAUACGAAUGGGAGGUGAUAGGGUGCGGGGUUUGCCCCCUGUAUGCCUCAGACAUCCUGGAUGCCUUUCAAAAUGUGGAUCCGGAGUUCCAGUUCUUUUAUGAUAGACGCAGCUACGGAAGACGGGAUCAUCUUGAUCACUCAGUUUUCACGCUUGACGAAGUGAAAACGAAGAUGAUUCACCACAUGAAUGAUCAACAACAUAGUUUUUGA